Molecule: messenger RNA, 1164 nt
Organism: Lodderomyces parapsilosis
Lineage: Eukaryota; Fungi; Ascomycota; Pichiomycetes; Serinales; Debaryomycetaceae
Gene: BUD16
Product: putative pyridoxal kinase
Exons: 1
Coding region: 1-1164 (387 amino acids)
Biological process (GO): pyridoxal 5'-phosphate salvage
Cellular component (GO): cytosol
Molecular function (GO): pyridoxal kinase activity
Source: RefSeq, a predicted model, not a curated record
AUGAAAUCAGUACUAUCAAUCCAAUCACAUGUUGUCCAUGGCUACGUUGGUGGUCGAGCGGCCAUAUUCCCAUUACAAACACAAGGCUGGGAAGUAGAUAACAUAAACACUGUCCAUUUCUCCAAUCACACCGGCUAUGGUCAUUUCACGGGUCAAACUCUUGAUCGUAAUGAGUUAGCGCUGAUUUUAAACCAGUUGAUUAAUAAGUUGCAUAUUGAAUAUACUGCUGUCAUUACUGGGUAUGUACCGAAUGCUGAGUUGAUACUGUGUAUCAGAGAAUAUAUCGUUGACAUGAAGGGAAAAAGCGGAAACGAGUGUGGAAAGAAUGGAGGUGAAUGCAAUGGAACAGCAUCUCUGGAUGCUUCCAAUGCAUUUACGUUCUCGCAAUUGAUUUACUUGAUGGAUCCAGUAAUGGGAGAUAACAACUACAUGUACGUUGACCAAUCAUGUGUUGACGAGUAUCGUAAAUUGAGCCAUAGUGGGAUUGUUGAUAUAAUAACUCCCAACCAAUUUGAAUUAGAAUUACUCGUCGAUACCAAAAUCACCAAUCGUGAAACACUUCAAAAUUCCAUCUUGCAAUUACACAACCAAUGCCAUAUUCCAUAUAUUGUGAUCACAUCGGUUGAAUCCCAAGUCAUCAACCCAAACCUGACUGCUUCUCAAGAUGACAACUAUAUUUAUUGCAUUAUUUCUACAAAAUCGACACUGGCAAGUGAUGCUCAAAUGAGAAUGUUUCAAAUACCAACAAUCAAAUCGUACUUUACUGGUGUGGGGGAUUUAUUUUCAGCAUUGUUGUUGGAUAAAUUUGUUGCCAAUAACGUAUCAGGAUCUAGUGAUGCUUAUGACAAAUUGAGUAGAUUAUCUAAAUCAGUCAAUCAAGUAUUGACAAUAAUGGCGAGAACUUUGAAAUUGACACACAAAUUAGGUAUGCAACAAGCCAGGUCGGCAUUGUCUCACAGCAAUAAGAGCUUUCAAGUGGAGAAGCAUACCGGAAGCGAUGAGAAUGGUGCCACCGUUGAUGUCAACACUGUGUCUAAGGAAGAGGAGAUUGUUGGCAAGAUAAAUGAUGGUGAAACGAUGAAGUAUUUUGAAUUGAAAGUUAUACAAGCCAAGGAGUUUUACAAUUAUGAUGGAGAUGGUGAAUUUAAAGAAAUGAAACUAUGA